GGGAGAUUUGAUUGGAGGGAGCUUGCGAGCUGCUGACUCCGGCGGGUUUGCGUCACUGCGCGUCGCCUGGGCUGGCUCGGGUCUCCUUCCUGAGGUCUUAGUGUGAACGUAUGAAUAGAAGAAGAAAAUUUCUUUUUGCCUCAGUGCUUGGUCUCCAGAAUUCAAGUUUUAUUUAUCCAUCAUGUCAGAAGUGCUUCUCUCGGAUAAUCUUACUUCCCAAAAGGUAUAAUUGUCCAAAAUGUGGCUCUACUGGUGAAGCUGAAAAUGCCUGUUACAGAUAUAAACUUUCCUUAAAAGUUGCAGAAACAAACAAAUUGUUUGUCAUAACUAUAUUUGGAAGUGCCUUAGACACCUUUUUUGGUCUUACUGCUACUGAUUUGCACAGGUAUAUUCAGAAUCCUGAUAAGAUUCCAGAAACACUGGACAGUAACACAACUCAGGACCUACUUAUUAGAGCAGCUGAAACCUGCUUUGUUGGACAACGCUUUAUUUUUGGAGUAACGAAUUUUGAAAAACAAUGUGUACAAGGUUCCAAUUCUUGUAAGUUCUUACAGCAGUACCCUGAGGGCAAAAGAGAAGUCAAAGCACUCGUGGCUCGCCAGAUUGUUUUGCCAGAUCCAGGUGUUGCAGGCUUCACUGUCAUUGACUACUUCCGUCAGUUUUUGCAGACUUCCAAUUUGAAGAAACUUCAUUGUGGCUCCCAGGCACCGAAUAGCCAUAUACUUGCUUUAGAUCACUCAAAUAGUGACCUUAGCAAUAUAGAUUGUUCUGAUAGUACGUCUUCUUUUUCCAAGUCUUGUGGCAGAGAAAAUUUUUCAAGAUUCUGUCAGCCCUCCCUUGAACUCAUUUCCAUUGUAUCACAGCUAACAGAUAAAGAUGAUUUGUUAACUUUAGACCAGAGCAAGACCAUUAGUAGUCUUCACCAGAACAAAAAGUCCUAUGCAGAACCCUCUGGUUCCAAUAGCUGCCAUGACCCCACUUUUGGUUCAUGGAGCCUUGUUUCAUAUAUGGAUAAAAAGUGUGCCGCAGAAAAGUUGGAUGAAGAACUUGGCUCACAAACUAAUCAAAUGAGUGCAGUUCACAGCAGUCAACAUGAAAUUAGAGCUACUGAUUCUGAUAUAUCCCCUUUGAAAACACGAGUGCCCUCGGAGUCAAGUAAUACAAAAUUCUUCAGCAGUUCAAUAGAAAUUAAAAAUAGCUAUUCCCAGCAUGAGCUACCAUGUUACCAGCAUCAUAAUAUAGAUACUUCCAGUAGCAUUCAAGAGAAAUAUACAUGGUGUCCACCUUCAUCACUCAGACUUCUUGAAGAUGGAGUUGACAGUUCCCAAGAUUGUGACCCUGAGAUUUGGGAUGAUCUACCAUUCUCUGAAAGCCUGAACAAGUUUCUGGCAGUUAUUGAAAGUGAGAUUGCUGUAACUCAGACAGAUGCCAGUAGUAGGGAACAUCAUGUAGAUAAUGACCUCGAUAAACUUCAUACAGACUGUAGCAGGUUGUCUAUGACUCCCCAGAGAACCGCUGGAGCCAUGUGUACACCACCUGUAGCUAAGAGAUCAUCACAGGCAACAGUCAAAGCAAGCUCUAGCAAAGAUAACUUCCUUUCCAACUGUAAAGCAAAUCCAGGGCCUAGUAUUCAAAAUAAAUCACAAUCAGAUAACACAUCAGAGGCUGUCUCUAUAAGUAGUAAUAGAGGAGAUAUUUUAGAAUGUUUUCAGCCAAACACUUACCUGUCACCUCUGUUUUCAUCUUCGAAAAAUUUCAAAACAAUAGUUACUCUUAAGGAGACUAUCAAAAUUCCACCACAUACGAAUGAAAUUUCACUUAAGCCCAGUGCUUCAGAGAGAGACCAUUCUUAUUUCAAUUUGAAAUAUUUUAAUGGGCAUGGAGAAAAAUCACUUUCAAAAAUGAAUGAAGAGUUGAGAACUUUGUGUUCUAGGAAAUAUAGUGAUUUUUCUGAUCUUUGCACAUUAGAGAACAAACAAUAUUACAGGUGGCCAAAGAAUCAAGGUGAGAGUUUUACAAUUUGUAGGAAGCUUACAUAUCCUUUAGAAACUGUUGGCAGUAGUCCAGAUGGAAGUACAAAUGCAUUGAAAAAAAUGCCUCAUGGACAUUUCACUAAUAACUUACCACACAGGUAUUCUACUGGUCAUGAAGGUAGCUACAAUGCUUCUGUUGAUCUCUUUGAUGAUAUUGCUAAAGAAAUGGACAUCACAACAGAAAUUACAAAAAAAUCACAGGAUAUUCUGUUACACCAGGGAACAUCUUUUGCUGAAAAAAGUAACCCUGAAGAGUCUGAUUUUUCAUUGAGAUCACUUUUUGAAAACUCCAGCCAGUCUUCACAGAAAUUAUCAUUGCACAGCGUAUCUGCCUCUAGGUAUCCAAGAACAUGUUCUCCUCCACCCCAUUUUCAGUCAGAUUCAGAAUAUGAUUUUGAAGAUAGCCAAGAUUUUGUCCCAUGUUCACAGUCAACUCCAGUUACAGGAUUUCACCAGACGAGAAUUCCUGGGAUAAACAGAGCUUUCGAGAAAUUAUCUUCCUUUCUUUCAGAUCUUGAUGAUAACUAUAAAAAAGCAAGGAUUUCCCCUGAAAAUGGCAAACAGCAAUCUACCCCAAGCUUUCCAAAAUAUGUAAAAACAUCCAGCAAGAAAUCCAGAAGCCCUAUUAUAUAUGGUAUUACACAACCAGAGGUUUUCAACGACCAUCCUGUUGCUGAGUGCUUUGAAACUGAUGAUGAAUGGGUCCCUCCUACUACAAAAAAAGUAUUUCUUUCAGAUAAGCUUGGAUUCCAAGUCAUGGGUCUAAGGAAGUGCCUUGCUGCCCACAAUUCUGAUCAAGAAGAGUUACCAAGAAAGAAACUGAAACAUGUCAAGCAAGGAACUGAUGCUGAUAAAUGUUUAAUUAAGAAAGAAUUCAAGAAUAUCUUUACAACCAUAGUUACAAAACAGAAAACUCCUAAGUAUAACUAUAAAAGUUCAGGCUGCAUUUCCAAAAAGUCAGUUUGUGGAUUUGAUGCUUGUUCAGAAGUCAAAUCUUGUCUUCCAUUUUCUGAAAAUUGCCCACCUUCAGUUCCUGAAACUGAAACUGCUUGGUCACCUGAAUUAUUUUCAUAAAAAGUCACCUAAGCUUUUAAAGGCAAAACUGUUUAGAAAUUUCUACCUCGAGUGGCAUAGACAGCAUUCUUUCCCUUUUGAAUACUUAAAGAGAAACAAAUAGAAAAAAGGGCUAUAGUAAGUGCUGUUGUGCCUUUUGAAAUUUUAUAAAGCCAUUUUUUCCCAGAGUUUUGUCCACAGUCAUAUAAUUCAGAUAAUUGAGCACUUUAUCUUAUAUUGUUGAUUGUAUUCUAAUAAUAUUGUUAAUGUUGCUUUUAAAAAUUAUUUGUUAAAAUUUCAUGCAUAUCCAGAAAUAAAACCUUUGCAAA
Molecule: messenger RNA, 3415 nt
Organism: Tupaia belangeri chinensis (Chinese tree shrew)
Lineage: Eukaryota; Metazoa; Chordata; Mammalia; Scandentia; Tupaiidae
Gene: DDIAS
Product: DNA damage induced apoptosis suppressor
Exons: 5
Coding region: 111-3107 (998 amino acids)
Biological process (GO): negative regulation of intrinsic apoptotic signaling pathway in response to DNA damage
Cellular component (GO): cytoplasm; nucleus
Source: RefSeq, a predicted model, not a curated record